AUGUCUUCUGCUAUCCCGGCCACUUCCACACGCCAAACCGAUGUCAUCUAUAGAUCUUUGGCAUUGUCUCCAAAUGAAGAUAACCCAGAUAUUCGCCAGAAAUACCGACCAUUCAUCCUCAAUGAUGCACCCGAGGAUUGGGUCAACAAUCUUGACUUAGCUACAGCCCUUGACAUGGCCGAGCACAACCUACAAAGCACAAAGGAGAGAUUGAAAAUCCUAGUCCUCUAUGGCAGUUUACGAAGAAGAUCGUAUUCACGACUGGUAGCAUACGAAGCCUCCCGCAUCCUUUUCCGACUCGGUUGUGACGUACGAGUCUUCGAUCCCGAAACCCUACCCGUGAAGAACGAAGUCGAUACAGACCACCCGAAAGUACAAGAACUCCGGGAGCUCAGUGCGUGGAGCAAUGGACAUGUAUGGGUCUCUCCAGAGCAGCAUGGUAAUCUGACUGCCGUUUUCAAAAACCAAAUUGAUUGGAUUCCUUUGAGCACAGGGAGUGUGCGUCCUACACAGGGCCGAACAUUGGCUAUUGCACAGGUGUGUGGUGGAUCUCAAUCAUUCAAUGCUGUCAACUCGUUGCGUAUCCUUGGUCGGUGGAUGCGCAUGUUUACGAUCCCGAAUCAAUCGUCGAUUCCAAAAGCGUAUACACAGUUUCCGGAUGAAGGACAGCUAGAGGAUCAGAGACUUUUGCCUAGUGGCAACCGGGAUCGGUUGGUGGAUUGCAUGGAGGAAUUUGUCAAGUAUACUAUUCUGAUGCGGCCUCAUAUGGAGCUUUUUGGUGAUCGUUUCAGCGAACGGGAAGAGAAAAGAUCGAAGGCAAAGAGAGUUGCCGCAUAG
This is a messenger RNA of Penicillium odoratum, 837 nucleotides long. RefSeq lists its product as uncharacterized. Lineage: Eukaryota; Fungi; Ascomycota; Eurotiomycetes; Eurotiales; Aspergillaceae. Gene Ontology annotation, molecular function: oxidoreductase activity. The record is from RefSeq and is a predicted model, not a curated record. Bases 1 to 837 code for a protein of 278 amino acids. The transcript is spliced from 2 exons.